Leucoraja erinaceus (little skate) is the source of this 1403-nucleotide messenger RNA. RefSeq names its product cortexin-3-like. The record is from RefSeq and is a predicted model, not a curated record. The transcript has a single exon. The coding region runs from base 479 to 715 and encodes 78 amino acids. Lineage: Eukaryota; Metazoa; Chordata; Chondrichthyes; Rajiformes; Rajidae.
ACAUGGAAAUUGGAUUUGGCAAAGUAUUGGCAACAUUUUAUUUGGACGCGUAGUAAUGUUUCUUUAAAGCGUGUAUGUGUUGGUUGGAUCGGCCAGAGUUUUGAAAGCUUAGCUUGUAUCUUCACAUAGGAUUAUAUCUAAAGGUAUUGCAUGUUUGACAACCUGUUGCUGAUUGGUUGACCAAGUCACAUUUGCUAGAUUAUGUCGAUCAGAUAAAUGAGUUGAAAACAUCGAGGCACUGGUCCAGUUGUUUGGGGGAAGUUUUACGUGUCACUUAUUCGUUUCAUGUUGUCACUGUGUGUUUGAACUUCACUGGCAAGGUUACGUUAACAGGUUAAAGUAUGUAUAACCUUUUAACACUGAACGUUUGCUCUUUUUGGAUCGAGGGUCGCGAUGUGGACGAUCUCAUCAUGGACUCAAGGAAUUGAUUACGAGAAAGAGAACAUUUGGGGAAUAUUCCUUUCAACUGUCCUGGAGCAUGGAAAGUGAGACCACGUCCACUUUGCUGCCAGCGUUGGGGCCGGCCCACCACAGUGUAACGCUGGAGCAGAAAACCACCUUCGCUUUCGUUAUUUUCCUUUUCAUCAUCUUGGGAAUCCUCAUCAUAAGGUGCUUCAGGAUCCUCCUGGAUCCGUACAGGAGCAUGCCCACGUCUACUUGGGCGGACGGGCUGGACGGAUUGGAGAAAGGACAGUUCGACUAUGCCUUGGCCUGAGAGGGAACUCAUGGUGAAGAUGACUGAUGGAUUCCAGAUAGGCAGCUAUCUGCCCAACUCUCCUACCGCAAGCAAGCUUUGCCAUUGGAACCUUUCACGAGGUUUGGGCUGCGAAAUGUCUUCAAACGAAAAUGAUAUAAGGCUCGAAACGCUUCAUUGGCACGGCACAGCUAUGACUGACUAUUUGACUAGAAGAGCGGUAACAUUCAUACCGUAACAUUCACGUUUUAAAACCUGGACAUAAAUCUUUGAUUCUCCUCUGCAGUCACAUUAUUAUUGCCUUUCUAGCGCCGGGUACAAUUAUGGAUCUGAAAACAUUGUUGGGUGUCAAUAACAUGUAUGUGCUGCAUUCUGCAAGAGUAAAUGAUAAUCCCAUUGCCAUUUGCAAAUAUGUGGGGCGACGGAUCCACAACUAAACUGUAGAAUAAAUGCGAGGCAUUUCGAAAAGAUUGGCGCGCAUUACAGAUAAGCAUUUUUUUCGGAUUUGAACUAUUUACAUAAAAUCUUAAUGAUUACGUUUGACGUAAUUUAGUCAUUCUUUCAGAAGCCUCUUUAAUCUUUCCGACAGGUAAAUUGUGACAAAGCUUUCAAUCUGAUCUAGGAGUUAUGCACCACUUUAUGAAGUGAAAGGACGAUUUCAUUUCAGUAGGUCGACCUUGUUUUUUCCCCCCAUUAAUCAAUAUGCAUU